Molecule: messenger RNA, 542 nt
Organism: Drosophila innubila
Lineage: Eukaryota; Metazoa; Arthropoda; Insecta; Diptera; Drosophilidae
Product: MD-2-related lipid-recognition protein-like
Exons: 1
Coding region: 23-496 (157 amino acids)
Biological process (GO): sterol transport
Molecular function (GO): sterol binding
Source: RefSeq, a predicted model, not a curated record
UGUUUUCAACUUUCAACGCGCCAUGUUGCAUCAAUCUUUGUUGUCGCUGUCGCUGCUGUUGCUGCUUGCCGCUUUGUCGCACGCUGAGGUGGUACACUAUCAGAAUUGUGUCGAUAGUGUGGAUGUGUGCACCGUUGAUGAGGUGCGUGUGGAUCCUUGCCCCCAGGCGGCACAAAGAGCUGCCUGCCACAUUCGCCGACGCCGUCCGUCCAAAAUGAGCUUUGAUUUCACACCCAAAUUCGAUGCGGAUACUCUGGAAGCCUCUUUGGUGUGGGUCAAGAGUGAAACCGAGUUGUUGCCGCUAAUCUCCAUGCAGCGUGAAGCCUGCCAGUCGACAAGUUGUCCGGUUAAAAGUGGUCAACGUCAGACCUACUCGCUGGACGUGCCCAUUGAGGCCAAGUUCCCCAUUAGUCCAUAUACCAUUCGUUGGGCCCUCCAGGAUCCGGUGAGUGGCAAACGUUGCUGCUUCAAUUUGGACAUUAAAGUGGUGCGCUAAAACCACCGUGUGCUGCAAUAAAUUGCAUUGUUUUUGAUCGAAAUAA